UUAAGGUGAGGGAGUGAAAUUCAGGGAUGGGUUUGAGAGUUUCUGGACGCUGAAGAAACCACCGGAGCAUUAGCUCGUAGGCCUAGAGUUGACAGCGUGGAGCCUCGCCUGACCCGGGACCUACCACUGAAUAAAUCCAAUCCAGGGUGCGGCGACUCACUGGCUUCAUGAGAGAUAGGCGUACCUCGUCAACCGGUCCUUUCAGUUGCAGUGCAGUGUUAAUACAAGGUUGUGGAGAAGGGAGAGAGCGGUCUUGAGAGAAACGCGUUCUGUUUUACGAAGAUUCCAAGGCUAUGUCCUUUAAGGGGUCGCAACGGCCGCUGGGGUCUCCGCUGUCUCGCGAGGAGGGCGAAACGACCCCGCGUGCUCCGGCUCCGGAGGGCCCGCGGAGAAGUCGCCGGGUGCGCCUUCGCGGAUCCUGCCGUCACCGCCCUAGCUUCCUAAACCGCCAGGAGCUUGCCUCCAGCGUACCAGUCAGGCAUGCGCCGACAUUCUCCGAGGUAAUGUCAUCAGCACCCAAGGAAUUUAAAAUGGACAACUUUUCACCUAAAGCUGGCACUAGCAAAUUGCAACAGACAGUACCAGCUGAUGCAUCUCCUGAUUCUAAGUGUCCUAUUUGCUUGGAUAGAUUUGAUAAUGUGUCUUACUUAGAUCGCUGUUUACAUAAGUUCUGUUUUCGCUGUGUACAGGAGUGGUCUAAAAACAAAGCUGAAUGUCCACUAUGUAAACAGCCCUUUGAUUCUAUUUUGCAUUCUGUGAGGGCAGAAAAUGACUUUGAGGAGUACUUCCUAAGACCUCCAUAUAAUGAAGGGGUCGUCAGGGGUUCUUUUGCUACCCCUGAUGUUCAGCGAUUCCGCUACCGUACAACUGUGACAAGAGAGCGAAGUGCUUUUUAUUCACCCACUAGUACCAUAAAUAGAAGAACAACAACUCCACCAGAUAGUGGAGUACUAUUUGAAGGAUUAAGCAUUUCAACAAGACCCAGAGAUGGUGAAAUUUCUCAGUUAAUGAGACAGAUUCCAAGGAGGCCAACUACUACAGAUGAAAGAUCUUUGCGGAAAAUUCAGGAACAGGAUAUUAUUAAUUUUAGGCGAACUCUUUAUCGAGCUGGUGCCCGUGUUAGAAAUAUUGAAGAUGGUGGUCGCUACCGAGAUAUUUCAGCUGAAUUCUUUCGUAGAAAUCCAGCUUGUCUUCACAGAUUGGUCCCCUGGUUAAAACGUGAACUUACCGUUCUUUUUGGAGCUCAUGGAUCUUUAGUGAAUAUAGUGCAGCACAUUAUCAUGAGUAAUGUUACUCGAUAUGACUUGGAGAGUCAGGCCUUUGUGUCUGAUUUAAGGCCCUUUUUACUGAAUCGGACUGAACAUUUUAUACAUGAAUUUAUCAGUUUUGCUCGAUCUCCUUUUAACAUGGCUGCUUUUGAUCAACAUGCUAAUUAUGAUUGCCCUGCUCCUUCCUAUGAAGAAGGUAGCCAUUCCGAUUCUUCAGUCAUCACAAUAUCUCCAGAUGAAGCUGAGACCCAAGAGCUGGAUAUUAACGUAGCCACUGUUAGUCGGGCACCGUGGGAUGAUGAAACUCCAGGGCCAUCUUACUCAAGCUCAGAGCAGGUACAUGCUGUCAUGUCUUCCCUGUUAAAUACUUCCGAUAGUUCGGAUGAAGACCUUGUAACAGGAAGAGCCACAUCUCAGGUACCAGCAGUGCAAACCAGUGAGGACCUGAAUAAUGACAGUGAUUCUUCUUCAGAUAAUUGUGUCAUUGUUGGGUUUGUUAAGCCAUUAGCUGAGAGGACCCCAGAACUUGUUGAACUGUCCUCAGAUUCUGAGGAGUUAGGCUCUUAUGAGAAAAUAGAGACUGUGAAGACACAGGAACGAGAGCAGUCUUACACUUCUGGUGAUAGUGAUGGUAGUAGAUGUUCAUCUCCACACUCUGUCCUUGGAAAGGACGAGGAAAUAAAUAAAGGUCAUUGUGAUUCUGGUACAAGAAUUAAGUCAAAAAAGGAAGAGAAACGAUUUACGUUACUAUCCUCUCCCAGAGACCUGAGCUCAUCUGUCAGAGGAGACAGAGUAUAUUCCCCAUAUAACCACAGGCAUAGAAGGAGGGGAAGAUCAAGAAGUUCAGAUUCACAUUCCCAGAGUAGAAGUGGGCAUGAUCAGAAGAAUCGAAGAAAGCACCAUGGUAAGAAAAGAAUGAAAAGAAAACGAUCCAGAAGCAGGGAAAGUAGUAGACUUAGGAGUAGAAGAGACAAAAAAAGAUCAAGAGAUAGUAGUUGGUCGAGAAGAAGCCAAACUCUUUCUCUAAGUAGUGAAAGCACAAGCAGAUCAAGAUCUCGUAGCAGUGAUCAUGGUAAAAGAAGAUCACGGAGCAGAACUAGAGAUCAUUAUUAUUUAAAAAAUAACUAUGGAAGCAGAUAUAAGUGGGAAUAUACUUACUAUAGUAGAAACAAGGAUAGGGAUGGCUAUGAAUCAUCUUACAGGAGAAAGACUCUGUCCAGAGCUCAUUAUUCCAGACAAUCUUCAAGUCCAGAAUUUAGAAUUCAGUCCUUUUCUGAAAGAACAAAUGCUAGGAAAAGAAAUAAUCACAGUGAAAGGAAAUACUACUACUAUGAAAGGCACAGAUCAAGGAGCCUGUCUAGUAACAGGUCGAAGACUGCAUCUACAGGACCUGACCGGGUGAGAAAUGAAAAGCCUGGAGGGAAACGAAAAUACAAAACUCGACAUUUGGAGGGUAGUAAUGAAGUGGCUCAGCCAUCUCGUGAAUUUACUUCUAAAGUAAAGGAAGGUCAUUGCCAAAAAUCUUCAUCAAAAUUGGAUGGAAAUUACAAAAAUGAGAGUGAUAGUGUUUCAGAUAGCCGAUCAUCAGACAGAGAGACAAGACACAAGAGAAGAAAAAGAAGAACCCGGAGCCUAAGUGUAGAGAUAGUUUAUGAAGGGAAAGCUACCGAUACAGCUAGACAUCAUAAAAAGAAAAAGAAGAAGCAUAAGAAGAAGCAUAAGAAGCACCAUGGAGAUAAUGUUUCACGUUCCCCAGUUGUAAUUACCAUUGACAGUGACAGUGACAAGGAUUCCGAGGUAAAGGAGAGUACAGAAUGUGACAAUAGUGGUCCUCAAGAUCCUCUACAAAGUGAAAAAUUUUUGGCUCCUUUGGAAACAUUUGAAACUGAAGAUAUAGUUACAAUAGAAGAUGAAGUUGGUGUUCUGGACAAAGAAUGUGAUAUUACUACAUUUAAUUUAAAUAAUGCCAACAAAGCUGAAGAUAAUACUCCACUUCAGCCAGCUUCAUUCGAACAAACUCUUGAUGUAAGAGAAGAAAGCACCUUUGCUGCUGAUUUGGAGGACCAGCCCAGUAAUGUGUCUUCAAACUGAGCCAUCAAGGCAACUGGCAUUUCCAUGGACAUCAUUGUCAGUGUUUCUUGGUAGAGACCAUGAUGCAUCUAAAAACUACCAAAGCAUCUCACC
Molecule: messenger RNA, 3452 nt
Organism: Artibeus jamaicensis (Jamaican fruit-eating bat)
Lineage: Eukaryota; Metazoa; Chordata; Mammalia; Chiroptera; Phyllostomidae
Gene: TOPORS
Product: TOP1 binding arginine/serine rich protein, E3 ubiquitin ligase
Exons: 5
Coding region: 294-3359 (1021 amino acids)
Biological process (GO): protein monoubiquitination; protein polyubiquitination
Molecular function (GO): metal ion binding; ubiquitin protein ligase activity
Source: RefSeq, a predicted model, not a curated record